CAGAUCUAGCUGCUGGCGCGUUUCCACCUUGAUUUUUUGUAAAUCAUUUUCUGGUUUGUUUUUUGCACAGGCGACAUUUUCACGACGGAACUACCUCUUGAAGGAAUUUUUUAGAGUUUCCCCGACGUUGUGCCUGUGUAGAAUAGGAAAUAUACGUAAACGAGAAGGAAACAAUACCGACAGGAACCUAGUGUGGAGAUAGUCCUAUUAAGAAAAUAAGCCGGGAUGAAACAACAACAAGCGAAGUCUAUCGGCACAGGCCGCGUGCGGGUAUACGUGUAGCACUAAACGCUACGGCCAAUUCCACCGGAUGACUGCUGUCGCAGCUGCAUAAGGGCCUUCGUUCAUCCAUAAACAAGAAAUCUUGGCAUAAGUGGCCUACUGGCCGUGACCUCGUGACGACGACCUCGGCUUUUGAGAACUUUCCGAGCAUUCAGUUCUUGCAGUUGUACUUCUAGGUAGAGCAAUACCUUCGCUGGCACUGGUGUUGGCCUUGUCAGGAGCUUUUUUUCGCAGGUUGUCAGCAGCCGCAAGAAGCCGAUGGGUGCCGGCGACAGCAAAGACGAACAAGGAAAUAACUUAAAAUCAUUCUCAUCUGGUACUACUACAACUAGUAAUACAACUGGAAGUGCAAAGAGCAAACACAAGAACAGGAACAGCACGAGUACUAAAACCGAGAAAGCCAAAACGCAACAAAAAGAAGAGAACCCCAACAAGAAUAAAUCUGGAUCCAAGAAGUCCUCCAUCUCCCCAUCUGCAUCGUCUGCAGCGGCAAAGAUGAACGAGGGACAGGCAGUGGGAGUCGCAGCCAAAGAUGUUGCCGCUCCAGCUAGUGCUGCCACACCGCCUGCGGAAAAAGAAGAGCGACAGCAAGUAGGAGGCGAGCCAGAGCAAGACUCUAGUAGUACUGCGGGCAGUGCCGCUGCCUCCGCCACGACAAAUGACAUCAGUAACGAAAAGCUUCGCGGGAGCUACCUCACCCGCCUGGGCAUUGGCGCUUCGGCGACGCAGCAGGGGGUGACGCGCACCUCACGCAACAGCCCGGGGCCGAACAAUGGCACGAACGGCAUCAACGAGGCCGACAACAGCCCCCCGAGAAGCGGCGCGGCGGCGGAAGGGGGGAGAAAAGCAACGCAGCAAACCGUUGUGGAUUCGGUGGAGAAGAAACACGCAAAGAGCCCAGAAACGACGAGCGGAAACGGGGCGGGAGAUAAUCUAUUCAAACCGGCGGCAAGGUAGAGCUGGAUAAUAGAUUUUUUCGAGGUUGUCGCUUUUUGCUCGCAGUACGUAGAUCAUAUGAAAAAGACAGUGCUGCUGAAUGAUUGAAACUGAAUUUUGGUAUAUGCGAAGAUAAGUUAGUAAAUUGCAGACCGGAUUUGCAACAUUAUCCACUGUAAACGAUCGACAGAACUGGCAACUCCCCCGGCGCCGGUCUGUUCGACAGUAUAAACGACGUCGACGCGGAAAAGGAAAAAGAGGAGGCAAAGCCCGCGGCCCCAACGAAGGACUGGCAGAUGACGAUCAUCGGGGAAAACGACACUGCCCGGCUGAUUCCGAACGAAAGGCCCGACGCGUUCCGCCACAAGUUUCUGCAAAGAUUGUCCUACGAAAGAAUCUGGGUGCCGCAGAGGGAAAGGGCGCCCAAGCAUCAGACAGGUAAUGUGCUUUGUCUGAAAAGUGUGUCUUGUUGUAUAUGGUACGUAUAGAUACAUAGGCUCCUUGUACUUCUACAUGCAGGUAGAAGUGGUUCUUGAAAUGAGCCUGAUCAUCGCAACAUGAAACUCCAACCACAGUGAUCAUCUUCGACUGGGACGACACCCUCCUCUGCACGAGCUACCUCAACCUGCGUCUCCCCACCCCGGAAAUCCCGGCGCACAUCCAGAAGCAGCUGGUCUUACUCGAACGCGUAGGCUGUCAGCUGUUGGAGUUGGCCAUGAAACUGGGCACGGUUUUCAUCAUCACCAACGCCAUGAAGGGCUGGGUCGAGUACUCGGCAAGCAAAUACAUUCCGAGACUAAUGUCGACGCUGCAAAAGUACAUCUUGAACAGUUCUUGUGUUUUCAUCGCGACAUAAAUUAGAUACAGGCGACAGAUAUGCACAAAUGAGUUCAUGCUUGCAUAAGGUGAAUCUGCCACAUUCUGCAUGACAGAGCGUUUUUGUCGUCCUUGGGCUGCGUAGCAAAUGUCCCAAAACCCAUGACAAAACAGAAUGACCAUCAUUUCCGCCCGCGGCAACUACGAGCAUGCGUUUCCGGGAAAUUACGGGCAGUGGAAGAUCGAGGCGUUUUUGCAGGUGCAGAGAGAGCUGAACUCCUCCAUCAUCACAAAUCUCGUGUCGCUCGGCGACAGCAACAUGGAGAUGGAGGCGGUGCACGUGAUGGGCAAGCAGUUCGACCAGGCACUGAUCAAGACGAUCAAGUUCCGCGAGUCCCCGACCCCGGAGGAGCUUGUGAAGCAGUUGGAGCUGGUCGCGCAGAAGUUCGAGAAGAUCAUUCUAAACGCGAGAAAUUUGAAGAUCGGCUUGGAAAGAAAGUGGUCCGGGAACCAGCAGGGUGGUGGAGGUGGUUCAUCUCAGGGACACCACCAGCAGCAACAGCAGAAGAGCGGUUCGAGUAAGCCGUCAACGCCGGUUGCGGCGGCCAACGCUGGCGGAGCGUCCAUUGCGCCAGCAGCAGCAGGAACAGGACCGCAGGCGACAACGUCCUCGGGCAGCACGCCGAACACGUCGUCUUCGACACCAGUGAAUGAAAACUCCGCGACUGGAGCGACGUCACUCCACGCACAGAUGCUGCGAGACCAGCAGAACAAAUCUUCAGCCCAAGGUGGAGCACCAGGAGCUGUUCCAGCAGGACCACCACCUUCAUCACAACCCCAGAGCAGCGCCUCCACCACCGAAAACAGUGCUGAUAAGACCCCGACGGGGGGUACCAGUCCGAAGGAUAACUCCUUCGAGCAGGCCUCUGACGGCUCGUCGGUCUGCGACCAGCCGCCGAACGUAGCGGAUGUCGCAGACGUGGACGGGAUGACGUCGCCGCGGCGUGCUGUCAUCACCGCGGAAGAAAAGAACGAGGCAUUGCGUCGCGCGGGCUUCCAUCCGAACGAAAAGUUCCAUGACGUUUCUGUGGCGGACGGUUCCUCAACUGCAGGUGCUGAGAAGACUGUGGCAGGCGGUGUUGAUGAAAGUAGUGCGAAGAAUUAACCAGAGUGAGAAGUGGCGAUGCGAACAUGCUGGAAACCACCAUUUUCUGACGUAGGCGCGCGAGACUUCCAACCGAACCGAGCUCCGCGUUUACAGUUUUUCACUUGUCCGCGUCAAUUUCCGUGCCUCUACAAUUUCCGCCGCGAUUGAAUUUGGCCUUCGCGGCCUUCUUACACACAGCACAGGUCGACGUCGUAGAGGUACCCACCGACACUCUGGCGCUCCCCCGCCAUCUCAGAGUGUGAGCCCCCGAGGUCGGAUGGUCGUCGUCUUUAUUUCGUUUUCUGCUGCCUUUUCGUCAAGAGCACCAGGUUCCUCCGGGUUCGGCCAUUUCCAACAUCAACAAGUUUUUAGGCAAUGCGAUAAAUAGCAGAAGGAUGCCGAUCCCGAUGCCGGUGAAAGAAUGUAUGGAGUUGCAACAUCCCCACCAGUGCACCACCAGCAGAACAAGAAGGACACUUGCCUGAGCAUAAUUAAACUUUUGAAUAGAAGCGACCUCCCUCCCAACACGCUCGUCGAUCUAAGAGGACGUGGCUAGAACGACAAGAGAAAUUACCCGUCACAGUUUUUUCCUGAAAACGACAAAUCAGAA
Amoebophrya sp. A120 is the source of this 3791-nucleotide messenger RNA. NCBI's taxonomy places the organism in Eukaryota, Dinophyceae, Syndiniales, Amoebophryaceae. The record is from the annotation of a GenBank genome assembly.